Molecule: messenger RNA, 1226 nt
Organism: Vollenhovia emeryi
Lineage: Eukaryota; Metazoa; Arthropoda; Insecta; Hymenoptera; Formicidae
Product: histidine-rich glycoprotein-like
Exons: 1
Coding region: 162-917 (251 amino acids)
Source: RefSeq, a predicted model, not a curated record
UACCGUUUCUUACCGAAUUUGAUGGCUCACUGCACCAGAAUCGCAAUAUAAAUAACACUCCAGGAAUCGCUACAUCAUACAACUUGCACUGCUAGAAAACGGUUAGAUCUAUUAGUGCGAUAGACUAAUAGAUUGAGUAUCAAAAUACAAUUGUUGUCAUCAUGUUUCCUUUACGUAGUGCAUUGCCACUGGUAACCAUUCUUGUGGCAAUUUAUAUUGCCACUAAUUGCGUGACCACCGCACGUGAAAUUACCAGGAAUUACGACGAUCUUCAGGUAGCCGCCAGCCACCAUGGUCAUCAUCACGAACACGGUGGCGGGGAGGAGCAUCAUUCUGAUCAUCAUCAUGAACAUGGCGACAAAGGUCACAAGGGCUACAAGCACCACCAUCACCACGGAAAGGGUGACAAGGGUCAUCAUCACAAGGAGCAUCAUCAUGGCCACCACGAUGAGCACGGAGGACAUAAGAAGCAUCAUCAUCACGACGAUGGCCAUCAUAAGGAGCAUCAUCAUGGCGAGAAGGGGGAGAAGGGCCAUAAGUUCCACGAGAAGGGACACUACGGCAAAGGCCACAGCACUCAUGGUCAUCACGAAGUGAAAAAGCACGACGAGUACAAGAAAGACAAAGAAUUCUUCGACGAACAUCACGAUCAUGGUCACCACGACGAGCACGGUGGCCAUCAUCACGAACACGGGCACAAGAAGGGUGGGCACUUUAAGAAGGGACAUCACGAUCAUCAUCAUCACGAGGGUCAUCACGGCAAGAAGGGUCACCACGAGAAAGGCCACCAUCAUCAUGAUCAUAAGGGACAUAAAGGUCACCACGACCAUGACGAGCAUCAUCAUCACCAUCAUCAUCACGGCAAGAAGGGCGGUCACGAGGACCAUAAGCACUGGGGAUUCAAGAAGGGACAUUGAAAAUUCUUACUGCCCAGGAGAUACCACCAGCUGCCUUUAAAUAGAAUUCUGUUACUCGCUUUCGUUCCUACUACUCAUGCUUUCCUCACAUUACGCAAUAAUAUAUACUCUAUAUCUGCGUUAAUUGUUAAUCGUGCAUACAUCGUUGAAAUAAAGUAACAUAUUUAACAUAUCUUUUUUACACUGCACGCAAUUGCGUGAUAUGCAAAUUAACAUCGAAAUAGUUGCAGAAUUCUACCAUAGCUAAUGCUUACAGAAUGAUGACUAUUUUAUAAGACUCAACAACAUCUUUUCUUCAAUCUGCUAUAU